UGCGGAAGUUCUUUCAUCCGCGCUGCACAGAAGGGGCUUCGCCCUCGAGAUUAGCUAUUCUCGUCCCAAGUUUUCGCUUGGACGAAGGCAAAAGAGGUGGAACUUCUUCACUCUGUGUUUUAACUCGAAUUCUGUCGUUCGCUACAAGUUAGCGCCCAUUACCGUCGGGUAAUGGCAAGGCCAAGCCACAGUGAGCAUGUCCUGCAGCAGCUCAACAACCAAAGGGAAUGGGGUUUCCUCUGUGACUGCUGUAUUGCCAUAGGGGACAUUUAUUUCAGGGCCCACAAGGCCGUGCUGGCAGCCUGCAGCUCGUACUUCAGAAUGAUGUUCAUCCGGGAUCAGCAGGGGACUGCGCGGUUUGAUCUCAGCAACAUGCAGAUCAGCGCAGAGUGCUUCGAUCUCAUCCUGCAGCUCAUGUACCUUGGCCGAAUCGUUGUGGAUCACUAUGAGUUUGAGGAGCUGAAAUCAUCUAUGGCCUACCUACAAAUGUACUACAUCCCAGACUCACUCGAGGACCUCAGAGACAUCCGAACAUCCAAUCUGACACCUUCGUCAUCUGCGUCGUCCUCUUCGUCGUCCAGUUCCUCGUCCUCAUCCAGCGUGGUUGGAGGCAAGAUGAUGUUUGGCGUUCGAAUGUUUGAGCAGCAGCGGCCAAGCCCUUCUGAGAAUGAACGCACAGCAAAAGCCUCAACCACAACUGCUCGUCAAACCAUUAACAUCUCAACUGUCAGGCCUGCUGAAGAUGUGGUCAUACCACACCCUCCGCCACACUCAGAGACCGUUGCAGACCAGCCGUGCGACUUGAGGAAGAGAACUUCAGGCCGAAGCUCUGCCAUGAAAGAACGUCCUCGGUUUGGACGCACAUACACAUGCGACGAUUGCGGCUUUGUGUUCAGCUGUGAAAAGCUGCUCAUCGAACACAUCCUCACAUGCACCAAUCGCAAAGCUUUCCAGACGCCCAAAGUUGGCAAAGAGGGUUACGGUGACUCUGGCAAAGCUGAGAGUUCGAACUCAGAGGGUACAGAUGAACACAGAGCAGUUUGCAAGGGUGAAGAGGACUGGCCAGACCACAAGCCAGAUGCAGAGACCGUGAUCAGGUCCGUCGCCACUGGCAUGGACAGCGAAACUGCCUUUUCCAGGAAUAUAACCAUUAAAGUGGAACGAGACGAUGAUUCCGAGAAUGAUUUGGAAACUAUAAAAGUUGUGAAGGUAGGGAACCAUAACGUAGGGAGCUGCAAAGUUCGUACCAGGGCAUACAAAGACAAUCUUGCAGACCAGAUAAAGUUUGACAGCGAGGAAGAGGCUGGAGUAUCCGCCAUGGAUGCUUUGGAGGGCCAAAGCACAGGGUUGGAAACGGAUCCAAAGAUGCACCGGAUCAAAGAGGAAAAGCAAGAUGGUGCGUGCAUUCCAUGUGAGUUGUGCGGAGCUCUGUUGACGGAGGAAGAUCAGUCUGCUCAUUACAUCUCCAACCACAUGGGACAUAUCUGCGCCUGUGGAAGGUGCGGCCAAGUUCUCAUUAAAGGCAGGCAGCUGCAGGAGCACGCCGAGCGCUGUGGUGAACCCCAAGGGGCCGAGACGGACUCCCCAGGUGAGGAUUCGCUUCUGCUUGAAGAUGCCGAGGCUAUGGAAGAAAGCUUGUUGGAAGGAGCCGACCUUGGCUUUCGCUGUCCACUCUGUGGGUUAAUAUUUGAAAGUGAAAGUCUUGCAGUGGAGCAUACGUUGUCUUGUCCAGAACAGGAGCCCUUCCGGCCCGUCCUGUUGGACGACGGCGGCGAGCCAGACCAUCGGCGCAAGCAUUUCUGUGCAAUUUGCGGCAAAGGCUUUUACCAAAGGUGUCACCUAAGGGAGCACUACACCGUGCACACCAAGGAAAAGCAGUUCACGUGUCAGACCUGCGGGAAACAGUUUCUGCGCGAAAGACAGCUACGGUUGCACACUGACAUGCACAAGGGAAUGGCACGGUACGUCUGCCCCGUGUGCGACCAGGGUACGUUCCUUAAACACGAUCAUGUGCGACACAUGAUCUCUCACCUAUCUGCCGGAGAGACUAUCUGCCAGGUGUGUUUCCAGAUUUUCCCAAGCGGCGAGCAUCUGGAGAAGCACAUGGAUGUGCAUCUGUACAUCUGCGGCGUUUGCGGAGAGAAGUUCCGCCUCCGGAAAGACAUGCGGAGCCACUACAACUCCAAGCACACCAAGAGACAAUGAGAGACCUCUCUCUGCAAUCUUUGAAUCUUUGAAAUAAGCCAUACUGUAAAUGUGAGAACAAAUCUAUGCACUUAGACACCAAUUGUAACCUUUUACAACUGCACUUUCUAUGUGUAUGCAAAUUCUUGAUGUGUUGCUCAAUGUUUUUGGUGGGAUAUAGUGCCUCAAGCUUUUGUUUUCAUUUUCUUCUACUUAAAGAUGGAUAUCCAGGCACUGGUUAAGUCUAGAUAUCGACUAAAUCACACUAUCAGUGGAGUUUGCUAUAUAGGUUUGUAGUUAUGAAACUGGCCCAUGGCUAAUAGUUUUACAUCCAAUAAAUAAUAUCUGUUCAUGAAGCUUUAAUGAUGGUGCACAUUGGCUCGUUAAAGUUUAAAGUUUACCAACAUUUUAACUUUAGUAUUUAAGAUAACAUUUCUCAAAGGGGUGGGGUUUUUUGUUUUGUUUUGUUGUUAUUGGUGGUGCUUUUUUUCAGAGAUUCAAGCACAUAAUAGCUACCAUUUCAUCAUUAUUUCAAGUAGCUCUGGUGUCGUUACCUGUCAUAAUCCUCCAUAUUCAAUUGCCCUUAAAGAGACAGUUUAGCCAAAUGAAAAUUCUGUCGUCAUUUAGUUCCUAACCUAUGUGACUUUCUUCCAUCUGUGGUAUCACAUAAGCAGACACUUUUCAAAAUAUCUUUUUUUACAGACUGCUUUUGUCAGCAGGGUCUAAUCUUGUUUUGGACUCCACUGACUUUCAUUGUGAUGAUGAUGAUGAUGAAAACCGUUAAAACAUAGUUCAGAAUAUCUUCUGUGUUCUGCAAAAGAAAGAAAGUCAUACAGGUUUGGAACAACACUAGAGUAAGUGAUGACAGAAUUUUCAUUUUAGGCUAACCAUCCCUUUAAAGCGGAGAGAUAAUAAAAGGAGAAUAGAUUGCUAAUAGUAUGUGGACACUUUUCUUUCCUUGCACCAGAACACUAAAAAUAUUGUAAAAAGCAAAGAAAAAACACUUUUGUUGAUGCCUUUCAGCUAGUUGUACAUGCUUAAUCAUCACUCAUACAAAACCCAGGAAUCUAUGCAAACUGUUGUAAAUUCAACCCUAAUUUAGUGUGCAUUCACAGAGUUGAUGUGAACAGAGUUUCAUGGAGUAAAACAACAUUUAUUGUGUGUAGUUAUUUCAGCAUCCCAAAGAUGUUCAUGUAAUAUUCAUAUAAAUGGAUUUAUAAAAUCUCCCAGUUUGUACACAAGCUGCAGUAUCUGUUUAUAAUAAGGACUAUGUGACUAUUGUUCAGAGCAAUCGAGCUAUGUGAUUUCAUUUAGGGUCCAGCUAAAGCUUAAAUAGGCUUAUAAGUUUUUAACAUUUCAAAUAUUUCACACCUUGUUGAAUUAUUGUAGCUUGAUGUGAAGUAUGUGGAAAUGCCAUAUAAUGCUUGCACAAGGGUGUAGGGUAAAUUAUUACAUGUUUGAAUUAAUAAACAAGCACUUCGGCAAUCGUUAUCUUGUCUGAAAUAUCCUGUGAAAUAGCCAGGUUGGUUUGGUUUUGUGUUUUUAAAGUUUAAUUACAUGGUGUUCAUACAGGCCAGAGAGAUGAUUUUUGGAGAUGUGAUCAUACAGAUUAAUCUAGUGAAUGAUUGGAUUAAGAGCAGGCAGUCUGGCUAAACUUUGGACAGUUGGUGCUCCGCUUAUGUUUGAAAUAAGUUGCCACAUUGAAGUAAACUGGCCUAUUCAAGUUAACGCAACUUAAUGACUUAAUGGAUUGUGUAAAAGUAUAUCAAGACAGUGGGUUUUAUGCAGCUCACAUGUAUUCUUCAUCGGUAGUUACAUUUGUGAGGGAUUAUCAGACAAAUAGAUUUAUUAUUAAGGACCAAAGCAAGCAAAUAAUAUUAAUUUACAGACAAACAGCUCAAACAUUUGCACUGGCUUUUCAGCAGUGUAUUUGGGUUGUGUUGUGAUCUAAACAUGUUGUGGUUGAAAAAUUUCAAAGGAAUUUAUGCAAAUACUGUUUUUUGUUCAUAUUUUAAAAAUGUCCUUCAGUGUUUCAUAUGUUCUUGGAUUUAAAAAGAAAAAUAAAAGUUUAAAAAUG
Megalobrama amblycephala (Wuchang bream) is the source of this 4261-nucleotide messenger RNA. RefSeq names its product zinc finger and BTB domain containing 1 (gene zbtb1). Bases 172 to 2205 code for a protein of 677 amino acids. Gene Ontology annotation, molecular function: protein binding. The transcript has 2 exons. The record is from RefSeq and is a predicted model, not a curated record. NCBI's taxonomy places the organism in Eukaryota, Metazoa, Chordata, Actinopteri, Cypriniformes, Xenocyprididae. Gene Ontology annotation, biological process: negative regulation of transcription by RNA polymerase II; regulation of immune system process; regulation of cytokine production.